AUGGCCAAUAUGCAUACUAUAAAAGAUCUUAGUUUAGGCUAUUAUCUUAGUAGUGCCUGUGAAAUAGAGCUUGAGGAGGCAUUACGCAUUAGUAGUAAAUCUGUUUCUAAGUUUACUAAUAAAUACAAUGACUUGCUAGGGGUGUAUUCAAAUUUUGAGAAAAGAUCUAAUAGAGAGAAAGUCAAAUUGAAUCGUAAUUUAAAACAGGCUGACACUAAUAUUGGGAAGCUCUCUAAAC
Messenger RNA from Funneliformis geosporum, 238 nucleotides. The record is from the annotation of a GenBank genome assembly. Lineage: Eukaryota; Fungi; Glomeromycota; Glomeromycetes; Glomerales; Glomeraceae.